Molecule: messenger RNA, 6079 nt
Organism: Haliotis rufescens (red abalone)
Lineage: Eukaryota; Metazoa; Mollusca; Gastropoda; Lepetellida; Haliotidae
Product: dynein axonemal assembly factor 9-like
Exons: 39
Coding region: 62-3550 (1162 amino acids)
Source: RefSeq, a predicted model, not a curated record
GGAAGUUCUCAAUUUGUAAUGGCGACUCAGUUGUAAUUCCAACACGGUAGCUCAUUGUAAAAUGGCAUCAAGACGACUUAAGAGACCCUCCUCAGCCAGGCGACAUAUAAAAUAUGAGUCAUUCUCACAAUAUGUCAGUGCAAGCCGAUUGAGGCAAGUUCAGAGCUUAUUAAAAGGACCUACUGACUCAUCAACAGCUCCUGAUGCUAUAUUGUGUAUAGCAGGGAUUGACAGUCGCUACAAUGAUGGAACAAGAGAGUUGAUAAACUACUUGCUCUUUGGAUUUUUUGAAGUAAGAAAAGAAGAACUUGAAAGCUCUGGCUUUGAAGAGGAGGUUAUUGAUGAUAUUGUGUUCCUGGUGAGGAAGACUAGUGUGGAUGUUUACUGUAAUCCCAUCAACUACCACUACUUGCUGCCGUACAUCAGCCACUGGUACAACGUCCGCUUCCAUUGCAUGACUGACACUGAGUAUGAAGAUGAAGAAGAAGCAGAGGAGUUCAAAAUCCAUUCCUUCAUAAACAUUGUCCGAGACUCUACCAGAGUGGGGAUUCCCUACAGCAGCUCAGGGCAUGUUCACCAGUUUGACAAGUUUGCUGUAGAGAAAUGGCCCAUUGUUCAGGCAUAUGCCUUGGAAGGACUUGGAGGGGGAGGAUUCUUCACCAUGAUACAUGAGGUGUGUGAUGUGAGUGGUGGUGUACAUGAGCUGUACAGUAGGAUGGACCCCGUGGCCCUGGAGGUGCAGCUCACGGAGCAUUUGCCUCUGCUGGAGAGACAGUGGAAGAACAUGACAGCCACCAUGGACAUUGAGAUAGCCCAGCAUACCGGAGACCUGUCAGAGGAACGUCUGUUUGAGCCCCUCAGAAGCUACUUUCAACAUGGCCGAGGAGCAGCCAGUGGAGAUGGCAGGAGCAGAAAGUUACCCUUUGUAUUGUUUGGGAGCCAUGCAAGUAAGACUGAACUGCUCCAAGCACAAGACAUGGAUGGCUACAAUUCUAAGAAGAGUUCCAUGAAAGGGGAAACAACUCACACUAUCCUGUGUCAGGCAGUGGAUCCAAAAGGCCCGUUAACCUGUGCUCGGACCUACUUCUAUACACCAGUGUACGACCCAUUCUCAGAUGAGGACAAAUCAACAGAUCUGAAAAACAGCGAUGUUGGGUACCUGAUGCUGGUGUACAAGGCUAUGGCUGAGGCAGUCAUGAAGGGAAUCAAGACGUAUGCCCACACUCUCAGUGUCACUCAGGCGAGGCUGAAGGCUGUCCAGACUCUCCAUGACGACUGUGGUGACCUGAAGACUUCUUCUCUCCUCAACUAUCUGUCUGAUCGAUCAAGUGUCAAGUUUACUAUAGAAGCUGUUGACAACUGUGGCAGGCCCAGCUCCCUGCGAGAUGGCAGCCAGAGUCUUCUGGUGAAGGUUGCCACCAUGACCCUGUAUGACGUCCCCAGUUGCCAUGGCAAGGGCCACCUCAGCUCCUUGGUGUUUGCGGAGUCCUUCCUAGACUCUGUCAUUCCAGUCUCCGACCCAGGCCAGCCAGAGACAAUCAGCAGUGAUGUUCUAGUUCUCACCAGUCACCUGCCAAGGUUCCAGAUGUGGGCAAGCAGCAAGGCAGACUCGUUGGCAAAUAAAGAUAUCCAGGAGAGACUGAGGUGUAAGAGCCUGCCUGGCUUCGGUGAUGUGUUGAUGCAUGGGGAAGCAGUCCACCUGACAACUGGGGAUGUGCUCACCUCACCUCCAUGUCAAGACUGUCUGUACUUGUAUGAGAAUGGCUUGAUCGUCCAGGCCUCGCAGUAUGGGGCGUUCUCUCUCAUGGCCAGACAUGUAAAAGGAUUCUCCUUGUAUGAUGGGGACUCCAUAUCCAAUGUUGCGUUCCUCAUCGCUGACCUGGACGUGACCGCCAGGGCUCGACUGCCUCCUCAUCUUCUCAGCUCCAACAACAGGCUGGUUAUUGCAAUUCCUCCCCGGAGUAAAGCCAGGAAGGCUCUCUUCCAGCAGGUCCUGCCUGUGUGGAAGGGGGACAGUGACAUGCCGGAGGUGAAGAGACAGGAAACACUGCCCGAGGACCUCUCUGCACUCCACAACCUGCUGCAGAUCCAGCACACAUCAGCUGAGAACAUCAUUGCCCCCAUCAAUACCAUCACCUUCAAGCGAGUUCCCAGUGUCCUCCCACACAUCAACAGGUUCUUGCCCCACUUCGUGGCAAGCAGUGUGGGCUGGCAUCCCGUCCAGCAACAUGAUCUCAACAGUCUCCUCAAACAAGAGACCCCACCGCCAUCGGCAGAGACAGAAUGGAUCCCGGUUACUAUCCUGACUGGAGUGCCAGGCUGUCACAAGGAGAACCUAGCUAGAACCAUCACCAGUUUCGACAAGGACAACACACGAUGGACGACAAUCUGCCAGCCCCAUGACAACAGUUCAGUAUUUGACCCUGUGAGUCUCCAGAACUCCCUCACCUCAGCCUACUCUGCCAACCGCCGCCGCCAUACGUCCGGCAACUACAAGAGAACCAGGGUUGUCGUCCUCACACCAGGUUACACUGACAUCAUCGAUGUAGUCCACGCCAUAGUCUCUCACCCAAACACAGAGGUCGCUGCACAGAUCAGGAUAGGUGCAGUGACAGCCUGCGUGGACCCUCUCAACACAUUCAUGGAACACAGGUUGACGUUCCCCACUCUGUUGAACCACUGCAGCCAGGGCUGGGUCAACUGCAUCGUCUUCACAUCCUCCAUAUCCACCAAGAACGAGACGCUAGAGGAGGUUCAGAAUCUCGUCCGGAGUAUCAACAGCGAUGUGGCUCUGCUACUGGCAGAGAGGGGCGUUGUCAGGAGAAGCCCUGACCUGGAGCUCAUCAUGUCCGAGUCCAGCUUCCACCUGCCCCAGAUGGUGGCAGCCAGACAGUGUCUCCACCCUGGCUGGCGCCAGGGCAUCUACCUCCGAGCCGCCACCGCGCCGCCCAUGAACCAAGAGGUCCUCCACUUCUCCAAACCCCUGGACAGGAACAAGCUUCACAAGAGUCUCAGAGAUCUUCAUGGGAGGCUGAACAAACACAGGCUGGAAGACAAUAUCUACCAUGUGGAGGGCAGACUGAGAUUCACAGAUUCCCGCCAGAUAGUGGAGCUUCAGUUUGUGACACUUAGUGGCUUCCUGACCUCGUCGCCAUCAGAUGACCAGGCCAUUCCUCCAUCUCGGCAAAUGAAUGGCCAGCCUCUCCAUGACUGUUUCCUCACCUUCAGUGGGUGUGGCCUGCAGGAGGACAAGCUCAAGGACUGGCUACGUCUCUGUGCUCAACAGAAACCCGAGAAGAAGAAGCCGGUUUCUCGAGGAGGUCUCACCAAAGAAGAAAUCUCCAGGAUACAUAAGACGCACCACCUUGAGGCCCUGCCCCCCGGCUGGUUCUACAACGGCACACAGUUCCUCAGCAUGGGUGGGGACAAGUCCAGCACACACCCUAAUCUGGAAGAAUUCAUCACCAAUUGGGUGAAGUCCAAGAACAAUGAAAUCUCUACCUACAACGCUCAGAUUGAGGCUGAAGCUUUCACAGAUCUGUUUGACUGAUGAUAGACACGUCAGUGUGGAUGAACACUCUUCACCCUUCAUUCUUCAACUGAUGUAAACAGAUGGCAAUGCUUCAUCACAACGUGCUCUGAUAAAUGUCCCUCCAUUAUCUCAGCGUGCACUUCUGAACUGACCCAUUACCUUUAUGCUGACCAAUCAAACAAUGCAGUACUGCCUCGGACAAGUAUCUGACAGUUACAUAGUGUGCUGUACCAUACUGAGAACUCGACUCCGGUAGGAACAGAUUUCUUAGAGGAAAUAAGACUUUACAUGUUUGUCACUGACUGUUUCUCUAGACUUAAGAUCACCAGUGUCUCUCUGUUCUGUGUUUCGGUAGACUUGAGAUCACCAGUGUCUCUCUGUUCUGUGUUUCUGUAGACUUAAGAUCACCAGAGUCUCUCUGUUCUGUGUUUCGGUAGACUUGAGAUCACCAAUGUCUCUCUGUUCUGUGUUUCGGUAGACUUGAGAUCACUUUGAUGACAACAGCCUCAUAUCUAUCUAAUUCUUUAAAUUCUUUGUUUCUUAGACUUUUAUUAAAAAAAGAAAUGUUUGGUUUAUGGAACCUUUGACCCUGAGAAUAUGGAGAAAAAGCCCAUUUUCAUUUUUUAGAAAAGGCAUAUUUAUCACUACCUACCUGGAAAAUGUUUAAGAAUUUAAAAAAAAUAAUUUCAGAAUCUGGCACCACAGUAACGGUAUGACUUUGCCAGCAAUACGUCUCUAAUGAUCUACAGGACAACUCAGUGUUGACAGGGAGAAGUAGAAACUCCAGCCACAUCCAUUUUUCUCCAAACUUUGUAAGCCAACUGUGAAAAAAAGGCCUUAUGAGUCAUGUAGUAAGGAGUAUAUUGCAAAGAAUUGCCAAAAACCUGUCACGCUAGGAAUGAAGUUAUUGGAAAUAUUGUUUCAAAGACGUAGAUGUGCAGACUGACUGUAGAUGUUGUGCCAAAUGUUCACCAAUUGCUCACUCUCUUCACCAUUGCUUGUGCUGUUGUUUACAACAUGUAAAUCCUGUGUGGGGGAUUUUGUUUGAUGGUGCUCACAGAUAUUGAUAUCUUAGCUGACUGCUCACAUGAUACAUGUAUAUAAUAGGCAGGGAAGCUGCUGUCACUCGUCCACGAGCCAGAAGGUGACCAGUGUUAAAGGUGAUAUCUGGCUGACUGACAUGUUAGUUACUUUAUAGUUUGCUUGUAUUGUUAGUAUUCAGUGAGACUGUAUUAGACUUCCUGAACUUGAUAUAGGGUUUAAGAGGCUGUGACUUUAUCCUCCCAGCUAAAUUGGAUCUGUGGACUACUGUCUGUAGUCUGCUGUCAGGAAAUACAAAUAACCUGAUUUAUCAUGCCUCCAUGUCAGAAUGAUGAGAUCUGAUUGGUCCACACGAUCUUGAUAAAAUACUGUGUAUCCCGCCUUGGAGGGGAAUAAGUUUUUCAGCGGGGGAUUAAAUCUCAUGCCCUACCAUAAGCAAGUCAGGCUGCAUGGGGAUUUCUGAGAGGCGGAAUAAUUCUUUUACAAUGUCAUAUUAAAACAUGUCAGUAAGAUAAAUUCAAUGUAGCAGGAUCACAGGGGCUAUAUGGGGCUUUAAAACCCCAUGUACCCCUUGUGAUACCUGCUACAUCUUAUAACAUGUUCCACUGUCACCAGGACAUUUGGAAGUUUACACGGUAAAAUGACUUAUGUAGGAAUCUAAGUUGAGGGCUGUUGCUAGCAGAAAUGCAAAGACUGUUUUUGUCCAAAAUUGGGAUUUAUUUUAGAGUUAUUUUUUCCCUAAUUUCGGGUGUAUUUUAACAUUGCAUUCAAUGCAAUAAUGUUAAAGCUCUCUUAGUAUUGGUGCUGUCAUCAGUGAAAUACAAGUCAACCCUACAAAGCCAAAAUGAUUAAUUCCAAUUUGGGAAUGUUUGCUGACGCUUGUUGCAGACUUGGGGGGUGAAUAUUGUCCUUGUAGCAGGUCUUGAUAACUGAAAUGGCCCACCUCAAUUUUCCCAUUUUUAUUCCCCUAUUCAUUUAAGAAAAAUGUCCUGGGCCCAUUUACCACCAUGGUUUCACGAAGAGACGGAUUCUGAGAAAACAAUGCACUAAAUAGCCAUUCAUUCAAAUUACACUCACAAGUGAGAGAAAUGUGCUGAGUUGGUGAUGAAAAAAGACUGACAUCACAUCCGAAAUGAGGUUGUGAAUGGAUCCAGGGUGUUAUCCUGGAAUAAAGAUACACCAGAUAAUGAUGUGAAUAUGUGUUUCUAUCCCUAUGUAGCUGUUGCUGACUGUAUUACCAUUAUUGUGAUGUAGGAACACCGUUCAUCAGAAAACAGUGAAUCCAUCCAAAUUUUCUUGAUGAUUUUACAUAACACAUUCCGUCCAGUAUUAAAAUGAGUUACUGACAGAGUAUUCCACCGUUGUGAGUUUUGUUAAUUUAUAUUUUCCAAACUAUAUAUUCGUUUGAAAUAUAUUGUACUAACGUUAAAUUGUUACAUAUGUUACCUUGAUGAAUUCUAUUUGUGUUGAACAAAGACUGCAUGUUUGAAAUAAAAGAUUGUGUGA